GCGCGAGAGCGGGCGCUGGAGAACCAGUUGAUUCAAGUGCAACAGCAGUCACUGGGCCAGUUGGCGGCUCAGCAAGCAGAGCUUCUCCAGCUUGUGGACGCCAAGGGAAUGGGACGACCUGUUGGCUUCGAUGGAGCGGAAGAGAAGUUUGUACCCUGGAAGGUGAAAGUCGGGAACUUCAUCACCAGCACGUUCCCUGACUUGAAGCCUGUGUUGGAGUGGGCCGAAGAGCACGCGGGACAGAUCGACGAGGCUGACGCCACCGUGGCUUACGGGGACGGGCAGGAUCCCGAGUUUGUUCCGGACCUUCGGAACAAGGAAGCUCAAGCGCACAUGGUUUUGCAGCAGCUUUGCGACAAGGAGCCGUUCGACAUAGUGAGCAACUGUGGUCGAGGCAACGGGCUCGAAACCUGGAGGCGCUUGAACAGGCGCUACGACCCCUCCACCGGCGGCAGGAAGAAGACUCUGCUGAAGAAGCACAUCCUCAAUCCGUCCCGGGUGACGUUGGAUGAGCUGUCCAGGGCCAUUGAGAAGUGGACUGACAGCGUCCGCAUGUACGAGCGACGAAAGGAUAGGAACGGCGAGCGGAGUUCCAUCCCAGACGACAUUAAGAUCUCUGCUUUAGAGGAUUUGGUGCCUAAAGAGCUCGAGAAACACAUGCUUCUCAACAGCGAUCGUUCCGAUACUUUCGCUGAAGCCAUGGAGGGGACUGGGACUUACCUCGAAACCCGCGCGGGAACGAGGCUGAAGGUUAUCGACCACAGUGGCAACAGGAACCCUGACGACAUGGAUGUCGGGAGCUUUGUCAAGGGCAGGCCAAAGGGCGCGCCGAAAGGAGCCAAAGGCCACGGCAAGGGCAAGGACGACCGGAUGCCCGCCCAGACGGGCCCCCAGGGCAACUUCGACAACUGCGGAAAGAAAGGCCGCAAGAAGAAGGACUGCUGGCGCCCCGGCGGGGGCGCGAACUGGCCGGACGCCACAGCCAAGCCCGAGGUUGGGCCGAAGGGCCCCAAGGGCGGCGGCAAAGGCAAGGGCAGCGGCAAAGGCAAGGGCGGCAAGCCCGUCCGCUCCCUGGAAGAGGAGGAACCCGAGGAGGAAGAGGCAGCCGACCAGAGCUACCUCUUCCUGAGCCCGCUGGGCGAGUGCCGUGCCGGCGGCCCCGAGGAACCCGCGCCGGCUGCUUCGCCUGGCGUGGGUCGGCAGGAAGGGGGGCAGAAGCCAGGCGACGGUGCCACCGUGGGGUUGCAGAGAAGCGUCUCCGCGGCGAGCUCGAUCCGGAUGCGCCGAGACGUGGAGUUGUCCUUCCGCAUUGCGUAUUCGGACACACCUCGCAUGAUCAGCGCGGAGAUGAAGAUGGCCGAGGACGAGGCCACGAUUCAGGAAUUCUUGCUGGAGAAGGCCGAGAUCGAGCACAAGCGCGACUCGAUGAAGGCUAUGGCGAGGGCGGACGACGACCGGCGGUGCCAGCAGCGCCGCGAGCAACCAGAGAGCUCGAAGGACCCGAGACUGGAUCAGAGCCGCCACGACGUCAGGUGGGCUGCCGAGCACAGGAGGCAGGGCACGCCAGAGCGCGCGGCCGAGCGGAAACGGCUCGAGGGCAAGUGGCACGCGGAGUUCGACUCCAAAGCGGUGCUAGACGGCAUGGGCGGCGAGGUCGUCGCUGCGGCCGUCGACGGGAACCUGCGCGCGCACGGCGGCGACCUGGCGGAGUCAAGCGCCGCCAGCCGCAAGGUGGACGAGUCGGACGUCGUGCUGAAGAAGGAGGAUGUCAAGCUCUACGGGCCGCUCUCCAGGAAGGCGAUGCUGCCCUUCCGGCAGGAGGGCCCGAACGAGGCCGAGGAGGCCUCUACCAGCAGGCGAAGGAGAAGCUGGACCGACAGCGCAGCGGCGCUGAACUGCCCUCUGCUUUUCGGAGCAGGGCCGCAGGCGCGGGAGACGCACGACAGGAAGCAGCUUGCCAAGGCAAGUGCUGCCAAGCCCUGCUACACCAAGACGUUCAGCGGCAAGUGCUCCCGCGAGAACUGCCCGUUCUCGCGCGACCAGUGCGACAAAGGCAAAGUGUUCAGUGAACACUUCGAACGAGGCAGGUGCAAAUGGGGAGACCGCUGCGAGUUGAGCCACGACGACGACCGCAGGAACCAGUUCUUAGACGAGCUGCACGAGUGGAAAGGAGAGGCUCUGCACUGCAAUGGUGUGAAGAUGGAGCGCCACGAGAUGAAUUUCGACACCAGGGCGGCCAUCGCGGCUUCCCCGAAAGAUUUCGCGACAGGUUUUCCCAAGAGCGACCCGAACGUCAGAAAAUACAGGACAGCUAGCGCUGAGGAGAUCAGUGACGAAAGCUGCAGGAAGGUGCACGGCGCGGACGCGAACCUCAAUCCGUGCUCCCCAGAGCGUCGCGUUGUCGACGCUCACAAAGACAAGAAGACAAAACGUCCUCGGUGCACGGUGAUCGAAAGGAAGGGCGACGAUCCCUUCGCGAUCAAGUUCCUGGCGGACGCGACCCGCGAGACUGGGUACAAACGCAUCAUCUUGAAGUCUGAUGAUGAAGCGGCCAUACUUGCCAUAAAGACCAAAGCCCGGGAGAAACUGACGGACGUAGAAGUCGUCAUGCAGGAGGCCCCCGCAGGCGAUCGCCAAGCAAAUCGUGAGAUAGAGGUCAUGGUGCGCGAAUUGAAGCGCACAACCAGUGCCCUGAAGAGUAGCGCCGAAGAUAAUCUGAAAGUGAAGCUGAAGGACACAGAUCCUCUACUCGCUUGGAAACCGAGACGCGCGGCUUUCUUGAUGUCGCGAUUCCGCGUAGGUGAGGGCGGGGGGGCCCCGUGCGAGCGGGCCACCGGCAAGAGACCGGCGAAAACCAGCAGUCGCAAGCGCGACUUCGAGUCGAAGGUCGCUGUCGGUAGCUACGUUAGCACGCGCGGAAGGAACGCCGACGUUGUGGUCAUGACCGAAUACAGAGUCGCGAAGGGGACAAGUAUCCACAGGAAGCCAGAGCCUGACCGGUGGGACAAAACAGUGUUGUCCAUGCUGAAGGGGCUGCCGUGGAGCGCGUGGCCAAAGGAGCGCGAGGUCAUGGCAGCGCCCAUGCCCAUCGAGGUGCCGGACGCUGCGGCGCCCGCCGUCGCAGCUCCACCGGUCCCUGUGGCCUUCAAAGACGUGGCCACAGCUCUGUGCGUUAAGCGUGCCGAUAUCGACGAGUUCGGCAUGUGGCCGGGCUGCAAGGGGCGCCCGUCCUUGGCGACAGGCAUGCACCAGCAGGCCCAUUCGAUCGAUAGUCGCGUCCGGACCCAGGAGGAGCCGAUGAAGACGGCUGCGGGAGACAGCGCGCUGAGGGGGCGAAAAAGAGGAAAAGGUCCGAAGAGGCUUCUGAACCCGUUGUAG
This is a messenger RNA of Prorocentrum cordatum, 3378 nucleotides long. NCBI's taxonomy places the organism in Eukaryota, Dinophyceae, Prorocentrales, Prorocentraceae. The record is from the annotation of a GenBank genome assembly.